GGAUGUGAUGUAUAUGAUGUAGGAGAUCUACACUUUGCCCAAGUUCCUAAUGAUAAGCUGUACAACAACACUGUUAAAUACCCACGUACAGUUGGCCUUGCAUGUCAAGUGUUGGCUGAUGAAGUUAGUAGAGUAGUAGCAGCUGGUCAUACCUGUGUAACUUUGGGAGGAGAUCAUAGUUUGGCACUUGGCACUAUUAGCGGUCAUGCUCAACUCUGUUCAGAUCUAUGUGUAAUUUGGGUCGAUGCACAUGCAGACAUCAACACCCCACUGACUACCUCUUCAGGAAAUCUCCAUGGACAGCCAGUGUCCUUUCUCUUGAGAGAGCUCCAAGACAAGGUUCCUCUGAUCCCUGGGUUUUCUUGGAUAAAACCGUGCAUUUCCACAUUGGAUAUUGUAUAUAUUGGUUUGCGCGAUCUUGAUGCAGCUGAACAAUUUAUUCUGAAGAAAUAUGACAUCACAUACUAUUCAAUGAGGCAAAUUGAUCGCAUUGGAAUACAGAAAGUUAUGGAAAGAUCCUUUGAGCAGCUAUUGGGAAGGAGACAAAGACCAAUUCAUUUAAGCUUUGACAUAGAUGCAUUUGAUCCAUCCUUGGCAGCAGCUACCGGAACACCAGUAAUUGGAGGGUUAACUUAUAGAGAGGGAAUCUAUAUUACAGAAGAAAUACACAGCACAGGAAUGCUGUCAGCCCUAGAUUUGGUAGAAGUUAACCCAGCUCUUGGAGCCUCCUCUGAUGAAGUAAAGGCGACAACAAACUUAGCAGUAGAUGUUAUUGCUUCAUGUCUUGGCCAAACAAGAGAAUGCACGCAAAUGAUUAUAGAAGAGCUCCCAGCGCCUAAUACAGCAUUUGAAACAGAAAAAGAAGAGCAAAUAAGGAUUUAG
Molecule: messenger RNA, 882 nt
Organism: Staurois parvus
Lineage: Eukaryota; Metazoa; Chordata; Amphibia; Anura; Ranidae
Source: the annotation of a GenBank genome assembly